Molecule: messenger RNA, 10727 nt
Organism: Haemorhous mexicanus (house finch)
Lineage: Eukaryota; Metazoa; Chordata; Aves; Passeriformes; Fringillidae
Gene: LRRC14B
Product: leucine rich repeat containing 14B
Exons: 4
Coding region: 2560-4110 (516 amino acids)
Cellular component (GO): cytoplasm
Source: RefSeq, a predicted model, not a curated record
CUUGCACAUGUCAGCUGUAACGCUCAGCUUGAUGUCAUCUGCAAAUUUGCUGAGGGUGCCCUGGUUACCACAGUGUCGUUGGUUGAGACAGUCGUUGUCUCAAUAUGGACCCCUGAGGGACACCACUUCUCGCUGAUCUCCAUUCAGCUCUUGACCAACACUUUCUGGAUACAGCUGUCCAGCCAAUUCCUUAUCCACCAAACAGGCCUUACAGAAGUCCUGACAAAUGACAGCCACAGUCCUUCCCUUUUCCACUUGUGCAGUCACUCCACUAUAGAAGUCCACUGGGUUGGUCAGGUGGGACUUGCCCUUGGUAAAGCUGUGCUUGCUGUCCUAAAUCAGCUCCCUGUUCUCCAUGUGCCUUAGCACAGCUCCUAGGAGGACGUGUUCCAGGAUCUUCCCAGGCACAAAGGUGAGGCUGACAGGCUGGUAGCUCCCAUGGUUGUCUUCUCUACCCUUUUUAAAGAUGUUUCCCCUUUUCCCAAGUCACUUGGGACUUCACCUAACUGGUAUGAACUUUCAAGUAUCAUGGAGAGUAGCUUGUCAACUGCAUCAGCCAAUUCCCUCAGGAGUCUGGCAUUCAUUUCAUCAGGUUCCAUGGACUUCUGGACAUUCAGGUUCCUUAGGUGGUCACAAGCCCAAUCUUUUACAGUGGGAAGAACUUUGCUCCCCCAGUCCCUGCCUUGAGAGGUGUGGGAAGAGAGAUUUGUCAGUGAGGCAAAACAAUAAUACCUCAGCCUUCUCCUAGUUUGUUAUUAUCAGUUUCCCAGUUGUGUUUAGCAGGGGAGUACACUUUCUUUGACCUCUCUUUUUUGGCUGAAAUACCUAGAGAAGCUUUUCUUAUUGUUCUUUCCCUUGCCAGGUCCAGCUCCAGCCUAGCCUUGGCCUUUCUGACCCUACCCCUACACAAUCAGGCAGCAUUCCUAUUGCUGUAUUUUAAUAAAAAUCUGGGACAAUAGUAGAAUACUUUAUCUUGGAACUUUUGGACCACUAGUCCAGAUAUAGCAGGUAAGCAGAUAAAGAGGUCCAGAUGUACUAGGUAAAUAGAUAAAAACUUUAUGACUAGCUUAUUCUAUUUAGAAAGGCAAUAAAACUAAACUGACAAAAGUUUCAAUCAAUUUGUGCAUUUUUCUUGUCAUACAGGGAUCAGUUAUAAGUGGGCAUUUUCAGCAUUUAUUUAGUUGCACAAAAUACUGUAAUACCUACCUCAUUAUCAUCUGAUACACAUGAAGUGGAGUUGAAAAACAAAGGAAAAUACUUAAUAGCUUGUCAAGUUCUAUCUGUUUCACCUUGCAUGCUUUUUACCACUCAUCUAUUUGAAGGCAAAAUUAAAACAACGCAAACCAAAAGUCUGCAAAAAUUACAAGCUUCCUCAGAAUGACACAAUCUAAUAGAGAUGUCCCUUCCCUGUAAUUUAAAGCAUAUUUGGGAUUUUUCUUUUGCUUUCGAGAAAAUAUUCAAAUAUUCCACAAGGAGUUUGCUUGAAAAGAAAAAAAACCCUGAAGCUUUGAAGUGUGGUGUGAAUUUUUCACAGCAAAACAGAUGUGGAAUUAUCUGGAAAAGCAGGAUCAGCACGGUUUGAAGGAAGUCUCCCUCCCGCUAGCUGCCUAGCAAAAUGCAUGAGAGGUAAGGGAGGUGUCCAUGAUUGCUUCCCCUGGGAGGAAGUGCCAGAUUGACAGAAACAUCAUCUCUGCUCUUGUGAUAGGUGGGUCACAGAGGUUUUUCUCCUAGCCUGGAGAGAUUUUGAAUGUUUUCCCAUUCAGUAUCACAAUGGAGCCAUAAUUUCUUAAAUAACAGGAAAGAAAAGACCCUCUGUUGCUCAAAGCAAGAGCACUAAGACGCUUGCCUGGGAAGUUAUGAGAGAGUUUUAACAGCGGUCUGUUUUGUUCAGCUUGUCUUGCAAUCAACGUUCAGUCUCACCACAAGCAAGUGUCCUGGUCACCAGGGCUCUGAGCUCUUCUGGAGUCUUUUGUCUUUUCCACUGCAGCAACUGUAUCAGCUAUUCCUUGCUGACAGCCUGGGCAAAAUGGAGGGGCAUUGUUGUAGUUCCAUGACUGUAGUUCCUCAGUCUUUCCUUACGGCUGUAGUUUUUAGGAGAAGCUCAGUGCUAGCUCUGGGAAAUCAUCCCCAUUGAAAUCAGCAUGUGAAUCCCCAGCAUAGCAUCUUUCAUGGGAAAAAAGUGUAAUACAGAUCAUGUUAUUUGUUUAAGUGGAACUCUGAGUGCUUUUUUAUAUGGCAGAAAAAAGAUACAGCAGUAUUCUCAUGUAUGUGUGCUGCACUGAUCUAACUGUUCCUGCUGGGUGGCAGUCUAUAUUUACUUGAGUUAUCUUAAAUAUAAAUGUGAGGGCAUAAAAGCUCUCUGACUAAAGAUCUCACAGAUGAUUACUGCAGACUCACAGUGCAGCUCUAAAAUAGAAAGCAGCAUGUGACUCUUCACUCUGGCUUCCCAGGCUCCCGCUAGCAGCAAACAGCAGAUAAAAAUAGAAGGUUGUAAGCAACCAGGAUCUUUAGUUAAAUAUAGAAGUCACUCUCCAUGACAGUAAGGAGUCCAGGACAACAAUGAAGUCUCUCCGAUUCAUUAGUGCCGAAGCAUUCGUGUCAAAUGCAGAGUUUGCCAGGAAGAGUCUCGGAGCUGUUGCCCAUGAUCUUUUUCCGCUUCUUUUUAAAGCCAGCUAUUUACUGGAGCAAGGGGAAGUGAUUCACGACUUGGUAGAGAACUGGCCACUUUUUGAUUUUAACAUGGGAAAACUUUUGGGAGCUACUCUGGACUACGAGGAAGACCUGAGCCAUAGAACAUGCUCAGUGUGCUUGGAAAGCUGUCUGACAGGGCUGAGAGACUAUGUGCUGAAUCAGUCUUCUCCCUACAUGAAAAAGUUGAAAGUGGUCGACCUGACGGGUAUAAAAGAUGUUGAAGUUCAGUAUUGUAAGUGCAAGAAGACGAUGGGCAGGUGGGCCAGGACACAGCUGCUCUGUAAGCUUUGUUCAGACCUCCUGGUUUACCUGCAACAAGCACAGUGCAAUCCAGGUACCUUUGAAGUCAGCAUCAGUGUGCUAAUUGACUUGUUUGUUACAGAGCGGAACUUUGAGCUGGUCGUUCAGGCCCUGUUGAAGAAAUGCAGUUGUCCGCUGAAAAUCUGCUGUGUGGCAUUCAGAUCUGACAACCUGACCUUGGAGAAAUUCUUCUAUAUCAUAAAGCUCACUGAUCCCUCCUUGUUGCGCAAACUGGAAAUAGUUCAUAAUGUUCACUUGGAAAUGGAACACUUGGAAAUGCUCUUCAACAAUAUCCACUUCCCUCUGUUGAUGUCCUUGACCUUGCCAGCACGAACAUUUAAUGUGCGGAGGUUCACGGCUACAGAUGAGCAGACGCUUACUAACAUAGGCGAAAAGAUGGGUGAAAUGACACAGCUUACUGAGCUGAGUAUGUCAUUUUCUAUACUCACUGGAAGAAUACAGAAACUUCUCAGCCCACUAAAAACUCCACUGAAGAUGCUGGAUGUUUCCAACUGCUCCUUGAACCAUGCUGAUAUGGCCUUUUUAGCCAAUAGCUUCCAUGCCAAUCACUUGGAAGCCCUGGACCUCAGUGGUCACGAUAUACCUGAGCUUUACCCAUCAACAUUCUUUAAGCUCCUCAGCCAUUGCUCUUCAGUGCUCAGGAGUCUUACCCUAGAGGACUGUAAUAUCCAAGACACUCAUGUCAACAUGUUGAUUUUAGGUUUAAGCCCUUGCCAGAAACUACAGGAGUUCAAGUUUAUUGGAAACCCACUGUCAUCCCAAGCACUUAGACACCUUUUCACAUUUCUCUGUGAAUUGCCAAUGCUGAAAAAUGUGGAGUUCCCAGUUCCAAAGGACUGCUACCCUAUUGGCAUCACCUACCCCAUUGAUGAUGCCAGUGUUUGCAGAUUUGAUCACCAAAAAUAUGAAAGGGUAGCAGAGGAGCUUAACCUGAUUUUACUCCAAGCAAACAGAGACGAUGUGAAGGCUUCAACACCACUCUUUGGGAGUUAUGACGCAGCUGUUCAGGAGACAAACAAUGAACUGGGAGCUUACUUGAUCAAGUCCUUCAAAGAGACUUUAGAGAAGUUCACUUCUUCAUUUAACAAAAUGAGUUAAAUUUGUAAAAUUGUAAAGUAGUGAUGAGAUGAUCUGCCAAACCAGAACUUAGUCUUUUCUAGAUCUGCACCUUCAAUCAUCAGUUGUGAAUUUUCUUUAAUUUUUCAGCUGAAUUUACUAUUUGAAUAGCCUCUAAUCACUCGAGGUACUGUAACUUAUGCUAUAUCUAUUGCAUACUCCUUAAACAAGCACUACUUGCUCACAAAAGAGGAGAGGACACUUAAUGAUGCAUUAUUUUAUACAAAUGCACUUUUUCUCAGUAAAUCAGAUAGGUGUUUAAGCUUGGCUGAUUUCUUAUACAGGUUCCCUUAGAUUUGUCAGCUAGUCUGGUAGCCCUGCAGAAAAAACAGGGAGGUCCUUUCCAAGUCCAGCAGGAUGGUCAAAAGAUUGUGCACAUAUCCUCACCUGUGGCUCCCUAAACUGAUUUUUUUUUUUCCUGCUCAUGACCUGAAUUUACCAAUCUCUGUUUUAGGUAGUAUAUUCCAAAUAAUGGAGAAUGUGUAACAGUCUCCAUAUCCCUGUGCCUCUUUCUUCCGCAGAGGCAAGUGCAAUAAACAGAAUUUGUCUGAUACACUGCCUUUGGUGAGGAGUAAAAUUCCAUACUGAGGAGGCAGCAAACCAAAUGGUUGGCUGACAGCAGGGGAUCUCAUCCCACUUACGCAGCAAUAUUAAGCAGUCUGUGGGGACUCUGCUGAUGUUCUUGCAAUGUGUAUUUUAGAAAGGCGGACCAGGACAGUGCUGCACAGCCAUGCCUCUCAUGUCAGCAGGUCAGUGCCUCAAGAUACUCCCUUCCUGGAAUUAGCUUCUUGGCUGGUAGAAUGUACCCUGCUCCUUUUAGCUGUUUUAAAGAAAGUCUGUGACUCAGUAGUACUGAAAAAAGACUAGUGUUGAAAAGACAUGCAAAAAAUUUUAUUCCAAUGUCAAUUUAAAAAAUGUGGAAAAGAGACAAGGCCGGUUGCUGAGUAACUAGAAGUUCAUCUGUGUAAAACACUACUGGCUUUCUGUCAGGACUGUGUGUUCUCUACAGACUUGCAACCAGUAUCAGGAAAAAUUGCAUUUAUUUGUCUAACUUUAGUGCAAGGAAAGUAUUAGAAUGACAGAGUAAACAGUAUUUCAGAGUCCACACACACAGCAUUGGAGCAUAGGUAAAGGGGCCAACUGGAUGUCAGGACAUUAAGGGCCACAAGACAUACAUCUGGAGAGAGUAGUAUAAUUGGGGCCUGAGUGGUAAACAAGUGCUACUCAGCUUCUCACCUGUAAAACUAGAGACUUGGUUAGCUCUAGGUAAUUAAAAAUAAAUAGAAUAAUAUUUAAAAAAUAUAUAUAAUAAAUAUACUUUAAUAGUUCAUGAAAACUUGUUCAAACAGGACUGAAAGUGAAUGUUUGUAGCAGGAGCUGAAAUGUCACUGUAGUAUUGAGGAUCAUCAUUAAGAUAACCAGGACAGUUUACUUGAAAUAAUACUGAGCCUCAUCAUCUGAGGGUAAGGAAAAAACUUUCUUUAUUUAGGCAGUGCUGAUUUGUUAAGCUUUCUGUUUAUCCACAGCAGGAAUAUGCAAGCAACUCUUAACCUAAUUUAUUUAAAAAAAACCCAAAACAAACAAAAAAUUAAUGGACCGAGUACUAAGCAGAACUUACAUGUUCCACAACAUGCAUUUAAAUUAUUUUUUUGAUGUCAGCUCACAUUCUAAUAUGUUUUAUUGAUUAAACAAAUGAUGAUAAAAUUGAAAGUGAAUGGUCAUGACCUGUUUAUGUUUACAGAGCCCUUGAAAAAUAAAAAGGUAAUCUAAGUUGCUAAGCUUAGGAGUUGUGAAUAGUAAAUGAAAGAAUUGGGUCCCAUAUGACCUUGCUUAUACUUUGACAGAAUUCCACAUGCUCCUUUAUCCUUGCCUCUACUGUACCUUUUCUUCCCUCCAACCUCACCAUUCUUUCCCUUUCAGACUUCACCCAUGACUUGUCAGUCAGAUUUAAGUUACUUGAAUUUUCCUAUGCCAAAUGUCUACCUCUUUGGGAUGAGUAGUGGUGCUUUUGCUGGGAAAGGACACUGUACUAUAGCUGUAAAGUGCUAUAGUACACUCUUCCCCCCUCCAAUCUAACAGGUUGUACCUGGAGGUGAAGGCUGGCCGUUUUGGAACAUGCUGUGGUAUGACAGUCAGUCCUUGCCUUUUUCGCUACACACAAAAUAGACAGCUCUUAUUUCAGAGUAAUUAGAUGCCUUAUAAAGUCUGCUGCCUCUGUAGCUUUCUUUCUGGUUUCUUCUUGCCAUGGUUCACCCCUUUACUUUAUUUCCUUCUUUUUUCUGAGCCCCGCAAACUCCUGCCUUUCUUCCAUUUUCAGUCUCAUGUCUAUAUCCCGGGCCAGCAGAAGUAUGUAGCUUUUGUUUUGGUGCAAAGUGACAAUCAUCACUAUUAGCUCUCAGAUAUCCCACCUUUUUCCCUUUAGUUUCUUUCUUAAUUAUGUUGAUUUUAGGUUUAAGCCCUUGUUAUUAUUGGUUUUAAAUACAGAUCAAGCUUUAGCAUUUUGGUGUUUGCCUGAUUUACUGCAACAAGGAUUUCUGUCCUCUCUCAGAAGGGUUCCUUUACAUCUUCUGCCCCAGCAGUGUGAUUUUGGUUUGGACCUGCUCUUUCUUCCUUCUUCCAUGUGUGUGGGACUUGGAAUGCAGCUAUUAGAGAAGAAGGAUUAAUGCUACGAUGACCUAACCAUAUAAAGUUACCUUAUACUUUGCAAGUACAGACAGAUACUGAUUGGUGCUCCCUUUUCUUCCUUAUGAGACUGUUGUCAGCUUCACUGGGUUCAGACUGGAGUGAAUCCAAGUUCAUUUGUACUGUGUCUCCAGAAACCUGUCUAAAACCUUAACUACAUACCACCUUGAGGGGAGACAGUCUUCUAAGCUCCAGUUAAGGCUGCCCAGACAGAGACAGGACAGGAGUUACCACAACACUGAAACCACACAGCUGUCAAUGGAGUGAAGAUGUCCAAUGUGUUGUGAAUGGAGUUGAAUUCAAUUCCCUCCUACCACAUCUGCUCAUGAUGUUCCUUUAAGUGUCUGAAGAAGAACACUCAAAGCUGCUUGAGGUUUAUUUGUGAAACACACAGAAGAGAUGCAUGUAUGAAAAAAACCCUGAAAAACAAAACCAGGAUAAAAUCAAAAUCAUUCUCAGCAUAUUCAAACAAAUGUUCUUAACACAAAAUGCAAUAAUGAGUACCACAGAGAAGCUAAAGGCUAAAUUUUUAGUACCAAUAUAAAGAAAGAGACUGCUAAAUUUUUAUUUUAUUCACCAUGCUUUAUUCAGUACCAUGUUUUAUUUACCAUAUUGUACUUUUUUAUUCAUUAGCAUAUUUUAAUUUCAUUUGCUUGGACAUGUUUUGUUCAGCAGCAGUUGCUUGCAAAUCUUUCUCUUUUGCAGGGUAAGAAUUGCCAGAAGAGCUUUCUGCUGCUGAAAUUGCUAAACUCCUCUGUUCAGUAAUGUACUGAAUUCGGUGAAAUACCUAGUACAUAGGAAAUAAAUAUUCUCCUUUGACAAACUUCUUGAAACUGAAGAACGGGCAAAAAAUCUUUAUAAAUGACCUUUGUUACAUCUGAUCUUUUCAUAAUUUAAGUCAUAUUAUGUUUCGGCCACACAUAGAGCAAUUGAAAAAAGCAACAGGAAGAAAGAUGACAGUAAGAUUUUUACUGUGGAAGAAGCAGCACAGCAGCUCUAUACUUGGAGACAGCUAUCUCAACAACAUAAAAGCCUAUCAAUAGAAAAAGGCAAAUAAACACUACUGUUGCAGGAAAGUUGUCAUACAUGAAACUGAAACAAGCUCCCCAAUAUAAUCCUGCACCUUUUAAAUUAAUAUUCUUAAACUCAAAAGUUAUGGGCUAUGGGUCAAUUCUUCUGAAUGCAUAUGACCUUUGCUUACAAAGCUCCUCUUUCUGUCCUUAAAAUAUGCAUCUGUCAACAACAGAGCAGGACUGUAUGAACCACCUUGCAAAGAAAUAAGGGAAGGAACAUUAUACCUAAUGCUCUCCACAAACUGCCUUCAAGUAAAAGUACCCUGUGUGAAAAUUAUUGUGUCUAGGAUAAUAAUUUAUGAUGUAAAUGUAACACCUGUUUCAAUGAAUGUGUGGCCAGAGAUUCAAAGCUGCCUCUGGUUAAUCCUAAAAGCAGCAAGUGUAAUCGCUAUUUUGUAGGGAUUUUUUAACUAGUCUUAUACCUAGACAAAGAAGCUUUACUUUUGAAGAAAACACGUUGACUGUGACUGAUGAUUGCAUUACUUUUAAAUGUCUUUAAAUAGCAUCCAGCAUGACCUUCACUAUCAUUCUUUCAGGUACUAAGGUUAAAGAUUGUUUGCUGUCUAAGGUAUAGCUGCAUUAAAAUUGCUUAAUUUUACCCAAGAAAUUUUUACAAAAUAGUCCUAAAGAUAGUUUUAAUCUCAAGUAGAAUGUGCAGACUUUAUGCAGCAUAGGAUCACAGGAUUUUAAUGGGAACAGGACUUGUCUGUCCAGAAAAAAGAAAAAUUAUUUCUCUCUCUGGAAGAUGAUCAACUCUCCACCUUGUUCUCAACUUUAAAAUAUUUUAAAUUCCAUAACUGAGAAUAUUCAAACAUCUAAAACACAUAUCUGUUCUGAGAAUUCAUAAUGAAGAUGGAGGUAAUUUUUUUUUUCCUUCUCAAUCUUUCAGUCAGAAGUGAUUUUUUUUUCUUAUUGCUUCUGCUGUGAACUGUGGGAAAUCAUGUACUGAGCUGUUGCUUUUUCCUUUUCCAUGCUUUUCUUCACUGGGCUGAAGGUUUCUCUUAGCCUCAGAUCCACCAUACAACAUUGGUUUUACUUGUUAGAGUUUUAUUUGUUUGCUGUAGAAGGUUUCACAAACUGAAAGACAACCUUGGCUGCGCUUAUCAUUAUUUUACUUUUUAUUUUGAGCACCAGCUAACAUGCUCCUAAUGAAGAAGGACUAUAAGCUUUAUUAAUGCGUAAUAAAACCCGGAUUUCUUUUUGUUUGUUUGUGUCUUUUUGUUUUCUGCAGUGGUUUGAUAUUUUGGCUCUCUUGCCCAUUGCAAGCUUGGAAUGGAAGCAAGCUCUGCAAUUCCCUUGGCUCCAUUUCCCCAGAGGUUCUUCCUUGAGCAAAAGAGGAAGGACUUGGAAGGACUCCCAACUUGCUGCACAGUUUACUGCUGCUGCUUCCCAGCUCUCCCUGUGUCCAAUACAAGUGCAGGGCAAGCACUAGAGUGCUUUUCAUGCAUCACUGGCCAAGAUACCCAGUGGCAGAGCACAUUUUGGAAUGCAAAAUGUGUGCUUGUCAUUGAUGCAUGACCUACUUUGGAAAAUGCCUCAUGGCACCAUACACUUCUUUUGUGUGUGGUUGGUAUCAAUCCUCAUUCAUUCUUUUAAGUUCUCAUUCUCUUUCAUAAACCAACAUAAGGUUCUGUUUCCACUCGGAAUACUUUGUGUAUUUCAAAGUGAUUUUGGAGCUGUUUUCUGCAGGAGUUUGAUAUUUUGGUAUGGUGUGUAUGGGGGCAGCUGUUCACCAGUGCAACUUGUACAUUGAAGCACAUUGAUGUGGCCUCAUCACAGUGUGACUGCUGCCUGAAGUUCUUUAAAUAUUUAAGUCCAGUGCAUUCUACUGAGUUUUUAAAGGAAUAUGCAGUGAGGCUUGGCUACUUCCUCUAUUGGGAUAUUGUGCUCUAAGAUAAUUCAAGAUUGGGUUCAUAAUGCCUGAUUCCUGGGUAUCAGAAGAGAACAAGCUCAAAACCUAGCUCCUCAACAAGGGGGAAACAAAAAUUAACGUGUUGAAAGUGUGACCUUACAUUGUAAGUAUGUCCUUACAUUAUUUACUUUUUUUUUUUUAUUUUUAUGUUUGCAUAGUAGAGAGAAAGCUGAAAGCUUAUAUAUUCAUGAGGUUUUAGCAUUGUAGUUCAGGAAGAUGAUGGACAUUUAUUCCAAGCCACUAAGUUAAAUGAGUCGGAUGAUUUUAAGUCGGUGGUGUUAAUGGUCUUACCUGGAAGCACUACCAUGUAGAAUAUAAUACAGCAGAGGCUCCUCAACCACAUGCUUUGAUCUGAUUUUAUUACACUACAACUUACCUUGAUGCUAUUUAUGUUCAGAAAUACUAAUUUAAUGGAAAAAUUUAAAUAUAUAUAUUUCAGUUACCUUUCAGUUACCUUUAUAAUACUUUGAAAAUUACAUAUUCUUUCCAGAUUCUUUAAGUGUUGAGGUUUUCUUUAUCUUUGUAUUUCAGUUGCCAUCAAAUUGGUUUCAGUUGAGCCUGAGAUUCAGUCCAAUGGAGCUCCCAAUAUAAAGGCACAUGUACUGGUCCUUGAGCCUGAUUUUGUGAACACAAUCCAGGCGAUUGCUGGAAUGGCAGUUCAGGCUGCUGCCACGGGGUGUCUCUCCCUGAUACAGCAUGGCAUCCUUUCAGCUGUGACCCACAUCCCCUCCCCGCCGAUAAUUACUUUCUCUUAUCUGGUAUUACCGAAAAUGUCUGUUGUGGUUUAACCCCAGCCAGCAAGAGCCAUGUAGCUGCUACCUCGCUACCCUCACCCCAGUGGAAAGAGAAUUGGAAAGAAGAGGCAAAGAUCCUGGGUUGAGAUGAGAACAGUUUAAUAGCUCAAACAAAAUAAAAUAUACUACUGCUUCUAC